Molecule: messenger RNA, 1503 nt
Organism: Rhinocladiella mackenziei CBS 650.93
Lineage: Eukaryota; Fungi; Ascomycota; Eurotiomycetes; Chaetothyriales; Herpotrichiellaceae
Exons: 4
Coding region: 1-1503 (500 amino acids)
Source: RefSeq, a predicted model, not a curated record
AUGUCUCCAAACGAUUCAUGGGCAGACAAGCUGCUGGAGGCCGCUCGAGCGCGGAACAUUAUCUUUUCUGGCUCUGAGAUUCAAGAAAUCCGGUCGGCCAAUCCAAAAUCUUUGGUGGCUAGUUGGAUACAAGAGAAUCUUGUGCGAUCGAAUCCCUUGUCGUGCGAAGAGCUCGCAUUAUGGCAGCAACUGGAAGAUGACGCAGCUCUCAGAGCCGUGUGCAAAGGGACUGACUCGAUAACCAUUCCGUCCACGGAUGGGGAGGUUCAAUCUGCCAUCACGGCUCUCCAUGCCUCAACAAGGGCCAUUGAGAAGCGAAUGAGGAUCCUCACCGCUCAAAAUGCGCACUUGAUUCGGCCAGCAGCCUCAGAGAACGCUUCUCGAAUCCGCAAGUCAUGCCAUGCACAGCACUUCAGCCAGAAAGAAGCUGCUGAGGCUCAGCACGUCAGAUUUGUCAACGAACAGCUGUUCGACACUCUGAGGACAGACCUCCAAGACGAGCGUGACAAUAUAACCAGAGACAUCAAGUCCGUCACGCCGAUUGUGACCGAAGUCCUCAACUCAGACGACCGUGCCCUUGCAGAGCUCGACGAACCGCCUUCUAAUACGCCGAAAGUCACGCUCGAUGUGGAUGCGAUACGAGACCGAGUGGCCAGACUCACUGCUGCAUUGCGAUAUUUCCGCACCAAAGCCAUCAAGGACAGCCUUGACCGGACGUAUCUCCAGAACCUUGAUGGAAAUCCAGGGACCGUCCAGCCAGCUCAAGAAGUCUCUGCCGCGAUGAUCAAGGAGAUCCAAGACGACCUGGGCUCUCUAUACACAGAGAUCAAUGAUGUUGUUACCAUGGUAGUGGCACAGGAGUAUGGGAAUCCAAUCGACGCAACCAUUUCACGCCUCGAGCGGAAUCUUCAGCAGCAGAACCGAGAGCUUACUGAACAGAUUUAUCGCAAGCUUUCGUCUCUUACGGUGUCCCUCGAGACUCUCUCCGCGAAGCUGGAAAAUCUGCAGUCCCAAAGACUGGCGUUGCACCGCCUGUCCUCGCAGACUCAGACGCUUGAGUCGAUCAUUCUCUCUCGCCCAAAGCCAUCUGUUGUGCGGUCACAGGCAGAAGACGCGCAACCCAGUAAUCCCGCAGCGAUGGCACUCUUCCAGCAUCUUGGCCUCUCCACGUGCAUGGACAGCUCGACAAUGACACUAAACAAGCAACUCGACAACCUAGUCGCGAAGCUCGAGCGUCGGCCAAGAGAAAUUGUCGAACAAGUCGUGCGAAACGCGGAAGAAGCAGCGACAAAGAGACGUGCGGUGUUGCAGGACGUCUCGAAGGCCCUUGCCACCAAUUCGUCCCACGAAUCAGAGGUGUGCGUCCUGGAACAGAGGAUAACGGAAGCGAGGGCGGAGCUACAGUACCUUGGAACAAGUCGGCAACUGGCAAUCCUUCCAGGCUCUGCUUUAAGUAUGGCUAGAGCUACGAUACCAGUCGAUCUGCAAUGUGGCUCAGUCUGA